Molecule: messenger RNA, 1048 nt
Organism: Haliotis rubra (blacklip abalone)
Lineage: Eukaryota; Metazoa; Mollusca; Gastropoda; Lepetellida; Haliotidae
Exons: 4
Coding region: 7-336 (109 amino acids)
Source: RefSeq, a predicted model, not a curated record
CCGCCCAUGUCACAAGUUGAAGAGAAGGUCAUCUCCCUUAUUCCUAAGUGUCAGGUGGAAGGCAUUGUUGGAGGGCUGGAAACUGGAGGGUUUGAAAACGAAAUUAUUCAAAUAUUGGAUGUGCCACAGUCUCCGCUGAUGCAAAGAGGUCUUGAUCUUGUUAAGAUGUAUCUACCAGAGGAAGGACAACUGACAGCAUCAACAUCUAGAGCCACAACAGCAGCGGGUCAGUUCACAGCAGGACCUCGGAACACAACAGAAGCAUCUGCCUCAGCAACCCCAUCAGUUAACCAGCAACUCCCUAUUGAAUCAAAAAGUGAAAAAAGGUUCAUAUAAUCAUCUGUAUAAUAGUAUCUCAAAAUUGCCUUUUGAUACAUAAUGAAUGAUGGCAUUAUAAUAACUGCUACGGUUUCUUGUUCAUAAUAAUGUAAUUGAACUCAGAAUGGCAUCAUUAUCACAUCAUUAAUAUUUGUGUACACUAAAUCAUUUUUGAAAAAGGUUUGAUUGUUUCAUAACUUAUGGAUUGCAAUUUUCAAGAAUAUUCCAAAAAGAUACAAUUACACUUUUUGUCUACUUUGUCUAGUGUCCAGACAGAAGACAACGACUGGAAAUGAAAUCAUACAAAUUGAAAAUAAAAAGCUCCAGGCCAUGAGGGAAUUUUUUGAUGAUGUGUCAUCCAAAUUAGACAACAUUAUUGAUUUACAGAGGCGAAAAUUGCAGUUGGAGGAGGAGAAGAUCAAGAUUCUUAAAUCCACAGAGAACUUGUCUGCCAAAACCCCGUCACCUCGAAAUAUAUUCAAAUUGCUUGAACUAUAAUGUACCACCUAAUAAAAUUUAAAUCAGUAAGUUAUUGACAUGAUUUCAGGAUUUAUGAAAAUAAUACAGAAUUUUGUAUUUGUCAAAAAAUACAUAGCUAAGAAAAACAACAGGAUUAACAAAUUUCACAAAAAAUUGAGGUUUGCACUUUGUCUUUCUAUACCCAUCCUGAUAUUAUCACACUUUGAAAAUUUUAACUCUUUGUUGCUGAUGUAUAACUAACCCAGAGAGU